UGGCUUUAUAUCCAUGUUUCAAUGAUUGUUGCAAAACAUACAUGAAUGCUAAUGGAUCUUUUUGUAAGAUUGAAUCCCAAAACUUUGAGAAGUAUGUUAAUUGCAACAAUGUUUGCUUCCGGAAAGGGUAUGAUUCUCCCAUGUUAUGGGUAGGUCUUUACAUAGCAGGUGCUUCUCUAGUAUGCAUGAUAGCCUUCCUAUUCGACCUAUUCAACGGUUUCCGAACCAAGAAGCUUUGGUUUCCUUGCAAGUUCUUCGCUCUCAACGCCGCCAUAUCUUCCCUCCUCGCCAUUGCCACGAAGAUUCCCAGCGAUUUAACUACCCCCAUGACCUCCCUUAUCGAGCAGUUCAUGAAAGUCUUCGGUACCACCUUGAUGUCCAUAUCACUGGCAAACUUCAUGCCCUCUCUUGCCUCCAUGUCUGAUUCAGAACUCUCUUCCAACUUGAUGGCCCUCGCCCUCUUAAUCGUCCCUCUUAUUUCAAAUAUUUGUAUCCAGUUCAAAACCGGAGUGAUUGAAAAAUAUCUCAUACCACUACAUGUAGUCAUCCUAUCCUGCAUUUUCCUCCAGUUUUCCUUGCUCAUUUCCACGGCCAUAGCUUCUCCCACCAUGAAAAUACAACUCGACUCUGCCUACAAGAAGAAAGCCACGUCAACAGCAAAAGAUUCUGAAUCCAUUUCCAACGACAAGGAGUUAAUUAUGAAGCAUUGGGUUAUGUCGCAGACAAGCAACCCUCAAUUUGGGAUAGCUCGUUCUGUUAUAUGCACUACUUCCGGUGCAAUCUGUUUACUAAUCCUUCUUUUACUAGCUUUAAAUAUUCUUCCAAUCGUCAUUGACCCCGAAAACUCUGACUUAUACCACGUUUUCGAUUUCAAAGAAAUCAUUCACCCCAAAUCCAAUUACAAGUGGUCGGUGUUUUUCAUUGUGGCAGCUCAAACGGCCGCGAUUCUCUUCGGUUCCAUAUCCCCAAUAUGUCGAUGGCUCACGGUGGUUUGGUUCAAAUUUGCAGGAUGGCCAAAAUCAAGCUUUAGAGAUUUGUGGACAGUAGAGGAAUACUGGACUGAGAGAUUACGCGAAAUGAAACACUCGCGGUCACGAUUGAAUUGCCGCCUUUUGAAAUUAAAAAAAUGGAAUGGGAGAGCUCUGUUUCUCAAUAUUUGUAUUACGUUCCAGAUUUUCACAAUUAUUUCAUGCAAGUUCCUCAGUUUCAUCUCCUUGGUCAUUUUCCUUCCCUUCCUUUAUUUCUAUAAGUUGGUCAUUCUCUUAAUUAUCUCUAUGAAGAAAAAGAACACGGCGAAUACCAAAAAAGAAAGGAGUUCGGAGUGGGAAAUAAAACUUGAAAAGGAACCAGAGUUUCCCAAACAUACGAUAGAGAAAUUUGUUAGUAUUGCUGAUGGUUAUAUCAAGAAAGGCAAGAAGAAGACAAAUUCCAUGAAACUAAUCAAACUCCUCAACAAAGCAAAUGGAAUCGAGAAAUUCAAUCUCAAUCUUAUUGAAAGCCUAACCAGAAUAACCAUAGACGGUAUUCCUAAUAAUCGAAAUGGCAGUUGGACCAUGAUGGUUGUGACACUUUCCACCAUUGCAGUGGCCUGCUCAAGGGAAUGUGACGGGGAGUUUGUACUUAUGGUGAGCAAUAUCCUUCCAUACGUCAUAUACGUUGAUGAAACUGUUGGUGUUGGCUCAAAAGUUGACAACAUUAGAACUGAUCUUGUCGACGUUGCCAUGGUUGUGUGGUUUGAUGUCCACUUCUUUAGAAAAUGGCUAAAAGAUGAUACCAAAUUGCCAAUCGUCCAGACCACCACCACAACCGAGAAUAAUUCUUUGAAAGAGAAGCUUACAAUUCUAAGAGAUUCCAGCACAAAUUAUAUCAAGAAUACAACAACAACAACAACAAAAACGGGUGAUGAUAAACUGAGAGUCACAGCAGCGAAAUGGAUGAACAAAACGGUUGAGAUUGUUCUAGAACAUGUGAUGAUCGAUGAUCUGUCCGACAAAAUAGCUGGAAUGGUUGCAGAUAUCUUAGCCGCAUGCUUGGUAAACCUGUCAAAAGCCAUAACCAUAAAGAUCUCAGACACUCCCAUUGAGAAAAGAGAGGAGGUGGUGAAACAGGCCGCCUGCAUAUUCGGAGAGACCGAAAAAGUUCGAGAAUUUGCAGAGAAAAGACUUUCCUCCAUAAUAUCUGCUGCCCAAGAUCACAAGGCAUACGCAGAGGCCUCGUGGUGGAAGGUUGUGAUUAAAGACUACACAAAAACAGCAGGUUCGAAGGCGUCUCAUGUUUCUUCCUACGACCAUAAGAUAGAAGUCAACGUGGAUGAUGCAUCAACAUUCAAUAUUAAUCUCACAGGGAAGUGAUCAUUUGCAGUUGAUGGUUAAUUAAUUAAAUAAUUAAGCUUACUUUAAUAUGUUAAUUUGAUUUGUUAGUACUAUGCUUUCAGCUGUUUAUAUCAUUGUAAUAAUUAGUUUCAAGUAUGUCAUGUGUAUGUGUGGUUUACUUAAUUUCUCAAUGAAGUCAUUUUA
Molecule: messenger RNA, 2516 nt
Organism: Impatiens glandulifera
Lineage: Eukaryota; Viridiplantae; Streptophyta; Magnoliopsida; Ericales; Balsaminaceae
Exons: 2
Coding region: 42-2351 (769 amino acids)
Source: RefSeq, a predicted model, not a curated record